GACCACAAAGACAGAACAAGGAAAUCCCUGACCGACGCAAGGAAAACUGCAGCCUCACAAAGGAUGACCAUAGAGUCGUUGCCAAACACCCCUCUGCACCUCCUGCUUCUCGAGCUUUCGCUUGUGCUUAUAUGCUAGCACAUGCGUCACUACUCACCGUCCGUUUACAUUAGAUUAAUUCCACGUCCUAAGGCUAAAGUACGCCGCUCCCCAUUCAUAUAUAAAUAUUGCAGAUUUUGGAAUUAUAUAUAAUCUGAUAUCAUCGUUUGAUUCGCAACGUAUUCUGAUACUCCAUUUCGCUUAGAGAGAGAUUCAUCUGAUCAUCAUCUUCCAUCUGAUCAACAACCGAGCUCAGUAUGCAACAGCAAAAGCAAAACACAGAGCACAACAUCUCAGUUACAUGGAGGGGGAAGAAGUUUAUUCUGGAGAUGGAUUCAGCUGCUACUCUCAAAGAGUUAGGCCACGAACUGCAGAAACUGGCUGAUGUCAAAGCAGAUACUAUGCGGCUCAUUGUACCACAAUCUUCCAAUAAAUUUCCGAAAUUGCUGUUGCCUUUCUCAGAUGAGCACUCUGCUCUAAGUUUGCGAGAUAUAUCAUUUCUUGAGGGGAAGUCUAUUAGGAUGAUGGGAGUGCCUGAAGUUGAGGUGGAUGAAGUCCUGCAAAAUGCAAAGGCCGACCUGAGGAUAGCAGGAUUUGAGCAAGAGGAGAAGAGACUAAAGCAAAGAAUGUUAGAUAGACCGCAUACUUCUCUAAAACUUCCACACGGACAAUACAUCUUUUGUGAUUUCCGCACACUUCAUAUUCCAGGACUAGAGUUGAAUCCACCGGCCUCUGAGGCACUGAAACGAAUGCAUAUGCUUGCUGCAGAUCCAGGAAUAGUUUCUAUCAUGAAUAAGCAUCGUUGGCGGGUGGGAAUUAUGACUGAGUUGGCCCCAGUGGGCUAUGUUGGUGUGAGCCCCAAAUGCAUUCUUGGUUUCAACAAGAAUCAUGGAGAGGAGAUAUCUCUACGUCUGCGAACUGAUGACCUCAAGGGUUUCAGGAAAUAUGAGAGCAUCAAGAAAACUCUUCUGCACGAACUUGCUCACAUGGUGUACUCUGAACAUGAUGCAAACUUCUAUGCUCUAGAUAAACAGCUUAACCAAGAAGCUGCUAGUUUAGAUUGGACGAGAACAAGAAGCCACACCUUGAGUGGAGUCAGGAACUCAGAACAUUAUGAAGAGGAGUUUUAUGUUGAUAGCAAUAGCAAUUCAUCUCAUAAGCUUGGGGGGAACACAUCAGUUCAGCUGGCUAAUGCUCGUGCAUCUUCAGUGGCUGCUGCUUACCGCCGUGUAGCAGAUGCAUCUACUAACAUAUUGACAACACUUCAUGUACACGAGGAAAGGGACCCUGAUGAUUCUGGGUUUGGUACUGAUGAAGAACCUGAUCAUAUGGAAGCUGUGGAUAAAGAGAGAAUGGAUAUUAAAAAUCAAAACAAUGCUCAGUUGAAAUGCAUUGACGAGCUCGAUCCUGAUGACUGCUACAACAGUCAGAAAAAGUUUGAGCCCUAUCCUGAUGAUACCGAGGGUGGUGAAACUAUGGAUACUGAACCACAUUUAGAAUCCAUGGAAAACAGGAUCUCCUCGGAAUCAGAUCAUGAUGAUGUUGAGAUGACACAGAUUGUACCUCCUUUGACAACUGAAAGAAAGUUGGCAAUAACUGAGUCAUGUCAGGUACCUGAUCCUGAUGAUUCUCAAGCAAAUGGAGUUUCAUGGGCUGAGCCUGAUCCUGAUGAUGAUUUGACACCUGGGCAGGGAAUUUCUAGAAUACAGACUGAUGAACUUGAUCCUGAUGAUGAAGAAUUACAGAGAAUUCAAGACCCUGUUACUGUCUUUUGUAGUCGUCUGCAGAAGGCCAUUGAGAUGUUGCGAUCUGAAGUUAAUCCUUUGGAGGCUGGCACAGUCUUGCAAACUUUAUUUAAGAUAAUUAGGAAUGUCAUUGAAAACCCAGAUGAAACGAAAUUCAAGAGACUCCGCAAGGCUAAUCCCAUAAUUCAAAGACAUGUUGCAAAUUAUAAAGCUGCCAUGGAGAUUCUUUCAUUGAUUGGUUUCCAUGAAGAUGCUGUGUUGGAUGGAAUUGGGAAUUCGGAAACUUAUUUAGUGUUGAAGCGGAAUGAUCCAGGCUUGUUGUGGCUUGCCAAAUCCUCCCUAGAGACAUGCAUUGCUUAGUAUUUUGUAUGUGGAAUAACAGUAGCAGCAGAUGCAUUGCUUAGUCAGUUAGCAUUGUAUGUGGAAUAACAGUAGCAGUACAAUCAAAAUUUGUGACAGAAAAGCGUGGAGAAUAAUUAUGGUAUAUGUAUCAAUCAUGUAUUCUGCUGUGUAUAAAUACAUUGUAGAGUUACAGAAUUGUACAUUCGAUGUUGUGACAAAUUAUCAGGUAAAUAUUACAUGGUGGUAAAGGCUUGGUUUUUUAA
This is a messenger RNA of Cornus florida, 2449 nucleotides long. RefSeq lists its product as uncharacterized. Bases 357 to 2204 code for a protein of 615 amino acids. The transcript has 11 exons. The record is from RefSeq and is a predicted model, not a curated record. Lineage: Eukaryota; Viridiplantae; Streptophyta; Magnoliopsida; Cornales; Cornaceae.